AUGUCGACCUCCCUGUUGCUCGCGAGUGCCUUCUUCUACGCCUCCUUCCUUGGAUUUUCUUUGUGUCAGACAUCAAUGACCAUGCUAAUAGUGUUAGAGGAAGCAGACACGCAGAUUCUGGGCCUACUGAACGAGGCUGCGCCUCAAGCUGAGAAGAACUUUGGGGAGGAUGUCAUCACCGUUGAGAUUUCCACUGUCCAAAUUGAUCGAACAAACUUGGAGGCCAGUUUUGAGAGAGUAUGUGCUGCCUUAUUUAAGGGAAUCAGUAUCGUACUCGACAUGACUUGGACCGGCUGGGAAAAGUUACGAAACAUGGCCGACAAGAAUGGAAUAAUAUACAAACGGGGCGAUAGCAGUAUAAAUCCGUAUGUGCAAGCGAUCGAUGAUCUUUUAAUGUUGAAGAAUGCCACGGACGUGGGCUUGAUCUUCGAAGAUGAAAGGGAGUUGAAUCAGAGUCUGUAUUAUUUGAUUGGAAAUUCGAUAAUCAGAUUGGUGGUGAUCGAUGAAUUCACGGAGAAAACGGUUUCGAAGAUACGGAGCAUGAGACCUUCGCCAUCUUAUUAUGCGAUUUAUGCGAGCACAUCGAAAAUGGAGGACCUAUUUCGAACAGCCAUUCAAGGAGGAUUGGUAAAACGAGAUGGGAUCUGGAACUUAGUGUUCACAGACAAUAAUUACAAAGACUUUAAAUAUAUCAAUGGAGAUUUACAAUUAAACACAUCGAUCACCGUUCUGACGAUGAAGAAGAAUGUUUGCUGUCGUCUGAUGGGUGAAUCUUCCUGCAAUUGUCCCACCGAUGUUGCGAUAUUUUCGAACUACUUUAAACGACUGGUAGGCCUAGUAGUGAGUUUAAUGAGUGAACUACAAAAAUCAGGGAUCAGUGUGGAGCCAAAAACUGGACGAUGUUCCUCUCCAAACGCCAGUCAAACCGCUUCGAACGUUACCUCUGAGGCUUUUAACAAAAACAUACUGGCUAGACUAGGAGGCAAUGACACUUUCGAGUAUUGGUCGGAGAAAGCAAUGAUCACGUACAAAGCAGAAAUAGAAUUCGAAACUCUUAAUAACGGGGUCAUGGAGCCUUUGGCUACCUGGACGAGACAUACCAAGAUUAAAGAAGCUGAAGGAAGAAAGAUCGAACCUGCCAGAAGAUUUUUUCGGAUUGGAACUAAUCCUUUAGUACCUUGGACGGUGGCCAAAGUGGACCCUGCAACCGGACAGGUGCUGAAAGAUGAAAAUGGAAAUGAAAUAUGGGAAGGUUAUUGUAUAGACUUCGUGAAGAAACUCUCCGAAGAAAUGCAGUUCGAUUAUGACUUAGUCGUACCUCAAGAUCGACAAUUUGGAAAGAAGUUGCCUAAUGGACAAUGGAACGGCUUGAUUGGUGACCUUGCUAAAGGGGAAACUGACAUCGUAAUUGCCGCACUGACGAUGACAUCAGAACGCGAGGAGAUUAUCGAUUUCGUGGCUCCCUACUUCGAACAGUCUGGUAUACUAAUCGUAAUGAGAAAACCAGUUCGCAAACCUUCCUUGUUCAAAUUCAUGACGGUCCUUAAGGUUGAAGUCUGGCUUAGCAUCGUGGGUGCGCUAACGUUAACUGGAAUCAUGAUUUGGAUACUCGAUAAAUAUUCUCCUUACAGUGCUAGAAAUAACAAACGUUUGUAUCCAUACCCCUGUAGAGAAUUUACAUUGAAGGAGAGCUUUUGGUUCGCCCUGACCUCCUUCACUCCUCAGGGUGGGGGUGAAGCACCCAAGGCACUAUCAAGCAGAACUCUCGUGGCAGCCUACUGGUUGUUCGUCGUCCUAAUGCUUGCCACCUUCACUGCUAAUUUGGCAGCUUUCCUCACCGUGGAACGAAUGCAGUCCCCAGUUCAAUCGUUGGAGCAAUUGGCCAGGCAAUCAAGAAUUAAUUACACUGUUCUGGCCAAUUCUAGUGUGCAUCAAUAUUUCAUGAACAUGAAAAAUGCUGAAGACAAAUUGUACACUGUAUGGAAGGAAAUCACAUUGAACAGUACGAGCGACCAAGUGGAAUACAGAGUAUGGGACUACCCUAUCAAAGAACAAUAUGGCCACAUUCUGCAAGCGAUAACGCAAGUGGGCCCAGUGAAAAGUUCCGAGGAAGGCUUUCGAAAGGUGAUAGAAAGCGAGAACGCGGAAUUCGCUUUUAUCCACGACUCGUCGGAGAUCCGCUAUGAAGCAACGAGAAACUGCAAUUUGACAGAGGUUGGAGAUGUGUUCGCAGAACAACCUUAUGCAAUUGCUGUCCAACAAGGAAGUCACCUGCAAGAGGAGAUAAGCAGAAGGUACUCGAUUCGAAUCACCUCUGUGAAACCAUCAUUUUUUAAACAGAUUUUUAUUACUAGAAUUCUUGAUCUACAGAAGGACAGGUACUUUGAAACAUUGUCAUCGAAGUAUUGGAAUCAGUCUUUGAAAGCACAGUGCAUGAAUUCUGAUGACAAUGAGGGAAUAACGUUGGAAAGUUUGGGUGGAGUAUUCAUUGCAACUCUAUUCGGACUCGCUUUAGCGAUGAUCACAUUAGCUGGAGAGAUACUCUACUACCGCAAACGCAACCCACAAAAGGACAAACGAAAAAAUAAGAAGAAGGUGAACACCAUUGAUAACGACAAGAUCAUGAUCCAGAAACUAGCAUCGAAAUUGCAGAUGAAACCUGCCCCUAACACUAUGCUGUUCGAGAAACAGAUGAAUGCUCCUCGAGUGUCUCACAUCUCUGUAUACCCACGGAAUUUCUCUUUCAAAGAGUAAAACAACAUUUUUCCCCAUCAGAAUAUUAAUUUCACUAUAGUAAUCUGACUACCGUUGCUUAUUCGAGACGAACAAUUUGAUAAUAAAUGCAGUGUAACGAGAGUGGAAAUAAAGUUUAUAGCGAUUAUUUACAGUUA
This is a messenger RNA of Osmia lignaria (orchard mason bee), 2891 nucleotides long. The record is from RefSeq and is a predicted model, not a curated record. Lineage: Eukaryota; Metazoa; Arthropoda; Insecta; Hymenoptera; Megachilidae.